Molecule: messenger RNA, 3382 nt
Organism: Danaus plexippus (monarch butterfly)
Lineage: Eukaryota; Metazoa; Arthropoda; Insecta; Lepidoptera; Nymphalidae
Exons: 9
Coding region: 138-1829 (563 amino acids)
Source: RefSeq, a predicted model, not a curated record
UCUGUGAAAAUAUUGUAAACACUAAACAUUAAACAAUUUGUUUGAAUACAUGUGUACCUCGUGCGGAGAGAGGAUUUUAUUUGAUUAUAAUUUUAGCUUUAAUAUGUUCUGAAAUUAACUAAUUACAAUUUGCCAAAAUGUCUGGUUACCUUGAAGUGAAAUAUCCGUUUAGAUCGAACCUUGGUUUGAAUCCUUUCAAGUCUUGGAAGAGACAAUGGUGUAUAUUGCGGCCUAGUCCCACGACUGUGGGAGGUUCUCUGGCCGUGUACUGCAGUGAGGCUGGGGCUGCGGCGGGCACCGUCGAGUUGCGAUCAGGUUGCACUGUGAAACGUGCCAAGUCUCGCACAAGGCCCCACGCUUUCGCUGUGUUUUCCGUCGGAGAACCCUGCAAGCCUCGCAUCCUGUUGGCAGCACAGACUCUCCAGGAAGCCCAACAGUGGAUGGACAAAAUUCGUGACUUACUGAAUGGCGAGAAACUAUUAGGCACUGAAACAUUAUUAAAAGAUUCCUAUACUGUGACAAUUAUACCCACGGCAUUCUCUGAUAAGUGCGGUAUAACAAACGAGUGCCAUGUGACGCUGUCCCCUAACGGUCUCCAGCUGUGCUGUCCGCCCACCGACACAGUUAUACAUUGGCAGAACAUUACAGAAGUUCUGCAUACAAGAGAAACCGGGGACAAGAAUAGAAUUUGUACCCUUAAUAUUCAUAGCGAGUCUCAAGGCGGCGGUUGUGUGCGCAUGCGCGGCGCCGCGGCCGGUGAGUUGGCGGGCGCGGUCCGCGGGGCGCUGAGGGAUCGCGCGCGAGCGAGACUCAGUCGCAGCCAGCCAGAGCUCACUUCAGCGUGUCUUAACGCCGCGGAUAUUCGUCGCAGCAGUUGGUACAGUGGGCCGUCGGAAAUAUCACUGGACGACACUGACCUCAUAAUGUCCAAGGAGGCUCAGCACAUUCCUUCAAGUCAACUGUCUCGUUGUAGUGGAGCUGGCGACCUCGCCUCCCGCGCUCGGAGGCUCCUCAGGACCUCGGCCGAUGACAGCGUGAGUUCCCGGUCCUUGGCGUCUCUCGCGUCGCUGGUGUCGUCGUCAUCGGGCGUGUACGAGGAGAUAGCGGAGGAGGAGCAUACGUACGAGGCGAUAGGACUGUACGGAACCGCGCGCCGACCGAAGCGACAUCCGCCGCCACUACCGCCUCGCCAACCAUACUGUACUCUGAACCGCGGUCAGUCGUGGCGCGAGGCGGAGAAGGUGACCAGACACUCCUCACUCGGCUCACUCACACACAAACAGAGACACCAUAAGACAUUCAGUGUCUUCAGAAAAAGACUGAAGAGCGACUCCCGUAUAGCGACAUCACCGAAAUCAGAGACCAAAGACAAAGACGUGGAGACGAAGAAGAAAAAGUUCGACUUCACGCCCACAAGAGACAUAUUCAAGAGCUUUAAAGUGAACCGCAAGAUGAAGAACCUGAAGAUAACGUCCGGCCUGGCCAAGGGAGAGACCAAGAGCUGCGAGUUCCUGGACGAGGCGCAGCACGUGACGAGCAACAGGUGCUCCAAGUCUGUGGAGUGUUUGGAAGACACCUACGAGUUCCUCGACGACUACCACGGAAACCUGUCCCUGGGUGACGCCGACGAGGCGCUGGCUCUGCCGCAAGAGAUCGUCGAGUUGAUACUGCGCGGCCCGGACCUGAAAGUUAGAUUAAAAGACACUCAGUGCGAGAGCGACUACGUCCCCAUGUCGCCCAUAGUGCCCAUACUGCCCAUGGUGCCCAUGGUGCCGCCGCCACUAGAACAUCACUACAUGGUGAUGUCGCCCCGCACUAAUAUAGCUUGAACCAACCCACUCCGACAUACUGAAGACGCUCUUGAUGCUAGUUCUCGUUGAACAAAGACACUGCACUCAAUGCACGUGCAACUUUUAUAUCAAACAAAAUAAGUAACAAGAAGCGAGUGUGCGUUUCGAUGGUUCGCUGUAUGACCACCAAUAUAUAUUAAGGACAAUGUACUCAAUGUAUACAUCAAGGCGGGGAAUGUCGUCUUCAUAUAGUAUAUUCUGCUGUCUGCUUAGCUUUUGUCUCCAGCGAAGAGUUGGAUAGGAAAUGACUUACUGUAACAAGUCAAUCUAUCUAGGUUUUAAAAACAACAAAGAAAUCUGCCACAAACAUUAGAAUUAAUUCACUGCGGUGACCUAAACCAUUUCCUUUGACAUUACAGGGAGGCGAGAGUGCUUUAGAAAUAACACACAACAAAACACACGAACAUGGUCGGUUUAAUUCUAUAAUAGUUGUAUUUUUAUAUGAAAUUAUUGACUGAGUUACUUUGAUGCGACUGUGGUUUAGCAAAUGACAUGGGCUGCGCUUAUGGUUCAAUAACCAGCCCUCGACGUAUUAAUGGAAGGAAAUUUAGCAUUUCUUAUCUCAAACAUAUAAAAAUAUUAGUUAGCUGUUUUUGAUCUGCUUUCAGUUUGUCUUGCAUUGCCUUUUCCGAGGCCGAUACUGUACUUAGUAAGGUUUUUAAAUCAUUACAUUGUCAAAGUUACAACAGAAGUACAAUGCCAGUUGUGUUAACAUUCAAAAUUUUGUGAUUGAUAUAAAAAGAGAGUUAUAUUAGGAUUAUUUAUCAGAUGAAGCUCGUUUUAAAGCAAUCGAUUUAUUUCCGUUGUCUUUUGAGUAUUCCUUGAACGAAUUUAACGAAUCCUGAGGCGGCUGUUGUCGGAUGUAGAGGAGUUUGUUUGCGCUGACGUGUUGUGAUAUUCUUAUUAGGAAAUUGUUACGAGCUUCGCGGCUUUUGUUGAUGUUCACGUGUUUGAUGUUGGCUGAAUAUUUGGAGGUAUUGAUGUUUUAUUUGGGUUCGUGGGGAGGAUAGCUAAAUUGUAGCCACUUUUGUAGUUCUUUAGGAUGAUCGCUGUCCGCGGUAACUGAGUAGCUCUUAAGUACUUAAAUGAUAGUGUUUAUGGAUUUAGAUUGAAAAGAUCUCUUUAGUUUUUUUUCUUUAAAUAUUUAUUGUAGUCAAUAAUAAUAGUUCGAUAUCGGAUCGCCCUUGUUUAGAUCCGUCGGGGUUAGGAUGCUUCGCCGCCACUAUUUUCGUGUACGCUUUCACCAGGCUAUGAUUAUUUUCCGUCGCAAUAUUUACAGUUGCGACACACAGUCCGCAAGAUUUACAAGUUUAAAUAAAUAUUCUCAUUGCCGGCUUACUGUUUUUUUUACAGUAUAGAUAAGCAUUUAGAUUAUAUCAGAAUCUCAAUUGAAACGUCCAGUUUAUAUGAAUUUUUGCAUUGAACGAUGAUCGAGUCGAGUCGUGUGACCGAUGUGAGUUGACGGACCAAAUAUAUAUUAGCUAUGUAUGUUAUUCAACAGGACAUCGAGUUAAAUAAAGUUUGUAUGUGGA